Messenger RNA from Anisakis simplex (herring worm), 549 nucleotides. The record is from the annotation of a GenBank genome assembly. Lineage: Eukaryota; Metazoa; Nematoda; Chromadorea; Rhabditida; Anisakidae.
AUGGAUGUAUUCCUGACUAGCGAUAAUACAAAAAAUCCACUCAUUGCCUUGAUGCCCACCCCGAUUGAUUCAGGAAGUGAUCAGUCUGAGACAGAUGACUCUUCGAUGAAUACAAGUAAUGAACACUUCAAUAUUGAGGAGGAAGAAGAGGAGGAUGGAGGUGAUAGUGAUGUGAGUGAGGAAAGAAAUCAAGAAGAUUUCGCAGAAGAGAAGCUAUCACAAGCUCGUUUGCCAGGUGCGAUCGACUCUCAACAACCAUCCGAUGCUGUCUCACUGAUAUUUAAUUCGUUCAAUAAUCGAAAAACAUUCAGUUGUCCUAAAAUUAAGACUGAUUUUGUUACCGGUACCGAUAUCGCUGAUCUAAGUCCCGAAGAUGUUGGUAUGAUUGCAGCUAUGGGUGAUUCAUUGGCGAAAGGGAACUGCUUUCCACAUAUAGCCGCAGCGUUACCAAAGGUUCGGCCGCAGCUUAGAGGUGGACCUCAACCUGAACCCAAUUGUGAGCCUCAGCCUAGGCCUAGGCAUCAGCUUCAGCCUAGGCCUAAGUAUUAA